This is a messenger RNA of Triticum urartu, 1312 nucleotides long. RefSeq lists its product as uncharacterized. NCBI's taxonomy places the organism in Eukaryota, Viridiplantae, Streptophyta, Magnoliopsida, Poales, Poaceae. The record is from RefSeq and is a predicted model, not a curated record. Gene Ontology annotation, molecular function: protein dimerization activity; DNA binding.
CAGAUCGGAGGAGCAGAGGAAGAAGCUCGUAGCAAUAGCAUCGUACGCAGUACGCACCGCCACCCAGCCAGCCACAGCCAUGACGCGCGCCAAGGUCGAGAUGAGGCUCGUCGAGAGCGCGCGCGGGCGCGCCGCCACGUGCGGCAGGAGGACCAAGGGGCUCCAGAACAAGGCCAGGGAGCUCGCCACGCUGUGCGCCGUCCCGGUCGCGCUCGUCUGCCUCGCCGCCGGCGCCGGGGCCCCGCCGCUCGUGUGGGAGUCGGAGGAGGGCGUCCUCGAGAGGUACCGCCGCGCCGUCCCGCCGGAGGCCCGCGCGCAGCACACGCACCGGGGCUACCUUGAGGCGGAGCUGGGCAAGGAGCGGGCCAAGCUCGCCAGGGUGCGCCACGGCUGCCCCGCCGCGCUCGCGGACUGGGACCCGGCGCUCAACGACGUGACGCUGGACCAGGCGCGGGAGCUGCUCGAGGCGAUCGACGCCGCGCUGCGGGCCGCGGGAGACAGGAUGGAGGCUCUGGGCGUACCCGCCGACGGCGGCCACGGCCGGAUCGACGAGCAGAUCGCGCCGGAUGCUUCUGACGACGCCGUCAUGCCGCAGCAGCUCGCGCAAGGUGGCGGCGUGCCGUGCACCGGAAGCAACCCCGUGGACCUGGACAUGGACGCCGCCGGCUUCGAGUUGCAGAUGGUGCCGUGGCACGGCGGGAACAACGACGGCCUACUCGGGGAAGAUCGCUUCCAGAUGCAACCAGGGUGCGGCUUCCAGUGCAUCGGCGGCGGCAACUACUCGGGCGCCGUCGACGAGACGCUCGCGCUAGGCUCCGGCAAUGCUGGUUACGACUGGACUGAUCUGACCAUGUGGCACACCGGCGAGUUGCGCGAUGCAGUCCUGCCACUUGGGAACUACCCUGCCUUCGCCGACUGUACUCCGGCGCCUGAGUACUCCGCCCAGGUCGUCGCCGGCGGGGACUACAUGAAGACACUGCCAACUGGAUACGGGUACCCCAUGGCCAUGGGCGUCGGCAACAACUUCACUCUGGGAAGCAACUACACGGCGCGUUGGCAGGUCGAGGAGUCCCAUCGCUCCGGCACAAGCACAAUGUCAGCUGCACCAUCGCCUCAGUGUUCGGAUCCCGGGACACGGAGCUCCAGCCAAGUCUUCCAUUAUCUCCACUAGACUAGUAUUGUUGUCACGGAAGGUUUUAGGUCGAAGAGGGAGAAAAGCUUUAUGUUAACAGGGAAAAUGCAGUGAUAGAGACUCGUGGUUCGUUAUUUGGUAGCUAGAAUAUGUUGAUACUCACGCAUUUGAAGUUAAGAA